Molecule: messenger RNA, 921 nt
Organism: Cucurbitaria berberidis CBS 394.84
Lineage: Eukaryota; Fungi; Ascomycota; Dothideomycetes; Pleosporales; Cucurbitariaceae
Exons: 3
Coding region: 1-921 (306 amino acids)
Source: RefSeq, a predicted model, not a curated record
AUGCCAGCUCAACUCAACCACAUCCAAGAGUUCGAUGAGGAUGAGCUGAUCGAUGACUCAACCAGUACCAUACCAAUUUCAGGGCUAAGCACCCCGCUGGGUUUACGGGACCGCUUCAUUCGUCGCCUUGCCAGAUUAUCUGGAGCAAGUGUCCAGAUAAGUGACGAAAGGGAGUGCUCUAUGAGCAUCUUCCUCACCCGCAGAUCGAGUGGACUCGAGCUUGACAAGGAACUUUGUCGGCUAUUGGAGCGCGGCUCGACGCUUGACCACGACUUGGGGGAUCGAUUGAUAGCGCUCUAUCAUAGUGUGCACGAGUACACUGGGUCGAUGAAGAAGCUCAACGCCUUGAUCCAUUCUGCCUCGACUAUGACCCGCUCUCUACCGCACCUGCAUGUUCGUAUGAAACCCCUCCUCGGGAAAGCUCGUUUUGCAGAUGAGCUAUAUCAGCUCAUCUGCACUUUGGGCUUUCCUGAACGAGUGUAUAGCACCUUGGUCCGCGCGGCUAGAACUUCGAGAACAUUUGAGCGUCUCCCAUCAGUACACUAUUUCUUCACAAAGCCACCACAGAAGCGCGAGAGCGUCUUUCGCCUAAUCCAGUUCCUCAACGACCGCGAGAACACGGAACCUCGACCAUGUCUGCAACGAGACUACGGGUUUUCCUUCUGUAAGCAGCGCGAAGAAGUCUCAUGUGUUAAAGACAUCUACAGCCGGCUUCUCCAGAAGGUGCAGCCUUCAGACCUUCAUACAGCGUGCAUGAGUGGAGAGCUGUACGAGCUAGGGUACAAGAACAAGGUGUUCAUCGAUGCGAAGAACAGCCGUCUGAUGAAGAAUGAUUAUGGCAACCCUUAUCUUGGCUUCGACAACGUGGAGGGCCUUGAGAAAUUCAAGGAUUCGCUCUUCAAAAGACGUUUGAGGUCGUAG